CAUGUUCAAAAUAAUUGCACUUUUGGCAGUUGUUGCCUUUGUAGCUGCAACUUCUACAACGCAGCAGCUCAAUGCUGAGUUUAGCGUCUUUCAAACGGAGUUUGAUAGAGAAUACGGCAGCGUCGAUGAGCAACUGCAGCGUCGGCAAAUCUUUAUUAACAAUAAGCUUUUCAUUAAUGCGCACAACGAACGCUUCGAAGCUGGACUGGAAACCUUCGAGCUGGGCGUUAAUCAGUUUACCGAUUUGACUUUCGAGGAAUUUGAGCGACUCUUCCUUUCAAAGCUUAAUCCGGAUAAUGUAACGGUUGCUGAAGAGUUUGUAGCUGAGACUGCUGUGCAGCGGGAUGGUCCUGCUAGCAUAGAUUGGCGCAAACGAGGAGCAGUGACUGCAGUAAAGGAUCAAGGUCAGUGCGGCUCCUGUUGGGCAUUCUCUGCCAUGGGAGCGUUGGAAGCCGCUUGGCAUCAAAAGACGAAGAAACUCGUUGCACUCUCUGAACAAAACUUGGUUGACUGCAGUCGUGAACAGUAUGGGAAUUAUGGCUGCCGAGGUGGCUGGCCAGAGGCGGCGCUGAAGUAUGUGAUCGCCAACAAGGGCAUCAACAGUCAGAAGACUUAUCCUUAUACGGCCAAGCAGGGCAAGUGCCAAUAUAAGCCAAAAGCAGUUGCCGCCAGAGUUAAGCGCGUCGUUAAAGUGGCAAGUCGCAAUGAGUUGGCCUUGAGAAGGGCUGCAGCUCUACGACCAAUAUCAGUGGCUAUUGCUGUCACUGCUUAUUUCCAAAGCUAUAAGAGCGGCGUGCUUAACGAUCCGAAGUGUUCUUACGUUAGUGUCAAUCAUGCGGUGCUUGUGGUGGGCUAUGGCAAAGCCGCCAAGGGAGGUGACUACUGGUUGGUGAAGAACUCAUGGGGCAAGCGUUGGGGUGAAGCUGGUUACAUUCGCAUGUCGCGCAAUCGCAAUAAUCAAUGCAAAAUCGCCGAUUAUGCUAUAUAUCCUGAAGUGUAAAUAAUCUAAUAUUCAACACUCUAUUUUUAAUUUGUAUGCUUGUAUAUUUUACAAAUAUGUA
Messenger RNA from Drosophila busckii, 1061 nucleotides. Its product is annotated as cathepsin L1. The transcript has a single exon. Gene Ontology annotation, molecular function: cysteine-type endopeptidase activity. The coding region runs from base 2 to 1000 and encodes 332 amino acids. Lineage: Eukaryota; Metazoa; Arthropoda; Insecta; Diptera; Drosophilidae. The record is from RefSeq and is a predicted model, not a curated record. Gene Ontology annotation, cellular component: lysosome.